Messenger RNA from Conger conger (European conger), 1133 nucleotides. Its product is annotated as alpha-synuclein-like. Gene Ontology annotation, biological process: synapse organization; synaptic vesicle endocytosis; chemical synaptic transmission. NCBI's taxonomy places the organism in Eukaryota, Metazoa, Chordata, Actinopteri, Anguilliformes, Congridae. Gene Ontology annotation, cellular component: cytoplasm; axon terminus; neuronal cell body. Gene Ontology annotation, molecular function: cuprous ion binding. Bases 225 to 611 code for a protein of 128 amino acids. The transcript has 5 exons. The record is from RefSeq and is a predicted model, not a curated record.
GGUGUUUGGUUUCACAGGCGUAGACGAUUCAAACUGGAAAUACUUGUUUUAAAUGAAUUCACUGUUGCAUUCUGAAUGGGGAAGAAUUUAAAGCGUCUAUCCUGACAAACCAGAUCAUUGCAAAUGAAAAGAAAAUGUGGGUGGUCACUCGCUAUCACACGCCUACUAAACUACACGUAUUUGAACACCAUCUCCACAGCGUUUCGUGAACCAUUUGGGCAAACAUGGAGGCGCUAAAGAAAGGAUUAUGUAAAGCGAGGGAUGGUGUUGCGUGCGUGGCUGAAAAGACGAAGGAUGGAGUUACUGGAGUGGCCGGGAGAACAUUGGAUGGAGUUGUAUAUGUGGGAACCAAAACGGCGGAAGGAGUUUCCACAGCUGCAGUGAAAACUGUUUCUGGGGUGUCUCAAGUGGGUGGGGCUGUGGCGAGUGGUGUUUCAAAUGUUGCCCAGAAGACUGUGGAAGGAGCUGGUACUAUUAUUUCAUCAACUGGAUUGGUCAAGAAGGAAUCAGCCAAUCAGGCUGAAGCAGAGAAAACGCCGGAAGAGCCAGCGGAAAGUGCAGGGGAGUGCAAGGAGCACUCCAACACCUCUACCCCCGAGGCAAAUCCCUAACUUUGCAGGACAAAUGAAUGAGCAAAACAUUCUGUGCUCUGCAGGCUCAUGGUGUGCUCAACCGGGGUUUGGGUCAAUCUGUGUAAUGUGUCGUGUGUCAUGGUGUUCUCUCUGAUGUGAGUGGGGUUUUUGAGCCCCCCUUAGACCAGCUGCCAUUUUACAGUAUGUGAUUCCUCUCAGGCUGGAAUGGCCAGAUAGUCUGGAGGGGCGGUGUGUGCUCUGUGGACUAAAAUAAAAAAUACAUUUAAAUAGAUAUUUAGGAGUUACACCAAAGCAUCUAAUUUAUGGGGAUAUAUUUUCUGAUUUGUUGCUUUGUCUGGUGCAAUGCAAUGCUUAUGUGUGCAUAAUUUUCUAUCUUUUCUAUGUUUGAUAUAUGUUUGAUAUAUUUGGCAGCACUACAGACUAGUGUCUGCAUAUAUUUUGAACAUGCAUGAUGUCACAUUUUAACGUGCUGUAACUUACAUUGCUAUUGUACUGUAAGCACUGUUUCAAUCCAAUAAAAUAUAAGCAUACUCCAUUUAA